AUGAGUGAAAUGCGCUGCAAAGACAAGUAUUUCCGUGGAUCAAUUUAUAUGAUAUGCAUUGUAUUAUUAGUUUACACAUGUGGUCAUGGUACAAAUUUUCUGAUUCGAUUUGAAAAUGGCAAAAGCAUAGAAUCCGAUGUACUAUUGAUAUAUGUGUACGCUGAGAGUCACCCAUAUGCACUGGCUAAUCUAAAUUAUUUUAUAGAAACUGCAGUAAGAAAUACGGACCCCGUAGAUUACUAUUUUAUACUGCAGCAAACUAAUCAUAGAAACAUAAAUGAAAGCAAACUACCAAAAUUACCUAACAACGCUCGCUAUGUUCACCAUGAAAAUGAAUGUUACGAUUACGGCACUGUUGGAUGGUUUAUAUCCCAUUUCACCCACGGAAAUCCGAUGGAUAGUAAACCCUUGCCAAAAGAUACGAGAAAAAUCGAUUUAAGGAAAUAUAAGUAUUUUAUUUUUUUAAAUUCAUCAACACGAGGUCCUUUUUUCCCUCCAUAUUAUCUUAACCUGGUUUCUUUGUAUGAAUCAAGAUUGGGCAAAAAAUAUUUUUGGUAUUCAAUAUUUACGGAACGUAUUACUGAUACAGUUAAACUUGUAGGCCCUGUUAUAAGCUGUGAGGUCUCCACUCAUAUACAGAGUUAUUUCAUAACAACAGAUUCUAUCGGUUUAUCAAUUGGACUGAAAUCUCAAGGUAAACAUGGAGUAUUUGACUGUCACACAACCCUUGAAGAAACAAUAACUUAUGCUGAAAUUGGUUUCACAAAACGCAUACUUGCAGCGGGCUAUAUGAUUGAUUGUCUAAUGACGAAGUAUCAAAAUUUGAAUUUCAAUUCACAGAAAAAUCGUAACUGUAACUCUAAAACCAAUCCUCACUUGAACAAUGGUAUCGAUGGAAUCUCAUUGGAUCCAUAUGAGAUUGUAUUUAUCAAAUUUACAUACAAGCGAAAUGAUGGAAUCGCUGCUGAUAGGGCUCUCAUUUAUCAGAAAUGGGUUAGAGAGCUUCAAAAUAACACUGCGAAACAUUCGAAAAAAUAG
This is a messenger RNA of Rotaria socialis, 1038 nucleotides long. NCBI's taxonomy places the organism in Eukaryota, Metazoa, Rotifera, Eurotatoria, Philodinida, Philodinidae. The record is from the annotation of a GenBank genome assembly.